Rhipicephalus microplus (southern cattle tick) is the source of this 541-nucleotide messenger RNA. RefSeq names its product ragulator complex protein LAMTOR5 homolog. Gene Ontology annotation, biological process: positive regulation of TORC1 signaling; cellular response to amino acid stimulus; negative regulation of apoptotic process. Gene Ontology annotation, cellular component: Ragulator complex; lysosome; cytoplasm. The record is from RefSeq and is a predicted model, not a curated record. NCBI's taxonomy places the organism in Eukaryota, Metazoa, Arthropoda, Arachnida, Ixodida, Ixodidae. Gene Ontology annotation, molecular function: guanyl-nucleotide exchange factor activity.
CUGCUUGCGCUGCCGGAACUGCCUGAUAGCCAAAUAUAUGUGAAGUUGUGGGCUUUGAAGCGUGGUGUAAAGAUUAUUUUUGUGGACGUUUACAUUACGUAAGGUCGGAACACGGACAUUGCCUGCAAGUAAACUUGCGUACGGACACAUUCCUGCGAAGCAACAUUUCUUGCCAACAUGGAAGCUCCGCUCGCCAAGUGCUUAGAGGAGGUCGUGGAGUCUGGAGCGGUUGGAAUAAUUUGCGCCGACAGACAUGGUUUGGCACUGCACAGUUCGGGUCCAGUGCAGCUCAAAUCCGCCGGUGUGAUCGCAACGUUAGCCAGUUUGGCCAAGGAAAUCGACCCAUCGUGCGACACGACUCCCACCAUACACCUCGAAUCCGACUCACUGGACAUCAUGAUACAACAGAAGGAGCUUGUCACAGUUGGUGUCUACUCUGCAGCAAAGAAGUAGUGCAUUCUUUGUAAAACAACGAAUUCUCUUUCAGGCUGUGGGUCCCGCCUUGUUUGAUGUAUAAAAAUAAAGUCUUCCCUGUGAUCGA